This is a messenger RNA of Hypoxylon fragiforme, 1479 nucleotides long. Its product is annotated as retinol dehydrogenase 13. The coding region runs from base 263 to 1276 and encodes 337 amino acids. The transcript is spliced from 5 exons. The record is from RefSeq and is a predicted model, not a curated record. Lineage: Eukaryota; Fungi; Ascomycota; Sordariomycetes; Xylariales; Hypoxylaceae.
GUCGACCGUACGAGAAGCAGGCCAUGCCGAAGAUCCUCGGCGACCCAGCUGACUGGGAAAAUCCGGCUGCGGUGUUAUGCGGUGUUUAGUUUAAUGCGACGGGACUCGGGCUCGGGUAAGUAAGUGAUAAGUAAAUAUAUUAGGUGGAUAUGUAAAUGCCAUCCGAAACAGAAUGUCCUGGAGGUUUCUUCAAAAGUAAAGCCCCGACUCCUAUCUUCUACAUACCCACUCGGAUUUUUAGACGGGAACCGCACGCUUUGAUAUGACUUCCAAACCAGAUUGGGGGGAGACCACCUCCGCUUUGGAGGUUGCGAACACUUAUGCGAAGCAGCUUCAAGGUAGAAACGUCUUGAUUACGGGCGUUUCGCCUGAGGGAGUGGGCGAAGGCACAGCCAUUGCCAUUGCGUCCCAGAAACCAGCGAAUUUGAUUUUGGUAUCAAGAACGAAGGAAAGGCUUGAAGCUGUAGCGUCAUCUAUCCGCAAAUCAUACCCAGAUGUCAAUGUGCAAACGGUUACGAUGGACUUGGCCUCCCAAGCGUCGAUUCGCGAGGCGGCUACGAAGGUUAACGGUUUGAUCUCGAAGCUGGAUAUCUUGAUCAACAAUGCCGGGGCGACUUUCAACUCGCGCUCUUGGACAGCUGAAGGAAUUGAAAUACAAUUUGGCGCCAAUCAUAUUGGCCCGUUCCUAUUCACAAAGUUGCUGCUCCCUCUCCUAGAAAAGGCAGCUACACAGUCCCCUGCUGGAGCAACUCGUAUCGUUAAUCUUGCCAGCCAUGGCCAUCGGAUAUCCCCCAUACGCUUUCACGACUACAACAUAGAGAAUAAGGAAGUACCUCCGGAAGAAAAACCGUUCUCGCCUCUGCCACCUGCACUCACCAGAGUGAAGGAAGAUGGCUACAUGCCUAUCAUUGCGUAUGGCCAGAGCAAGACAGCAAACAUUCUAUUCACUCUUUAUCUUCAAGAGAAGUUGAAGACAAAGGGAAUUGCAGCAUAUGCUGUGCACCCGGGAGGUGUGAAUACCAACCUUGGCCGUGACCAUGACCCAGAAACGGCAGAUGCCAUUGCACAAUCAUCCAAGUUUUGGAAGAAUUGCGAUCAAGGAGCGUCCACGACUCUGGUGGCUGCAUUAGACCCGGCGCUGAAUGUUUGUAAUGGUCUCUACUUGUCUGACUGCCAAUAUUGCCCUUGUGCAGACCAUGCCAAGGACCUGACGAUAGCCAAGCGACUCUGGCAACUGAGCGAAGAGCUGAUUGGCGAUAAAUUCGAUCUUGAAUAGAUUGGAUACCUACGAAAUAGGUGUGUUAUCUUUCGGUGCUUUGCCUAUGGGCUUAGUUAGGCUGUGGGUAGGGUAGGAUAGAUGCCACGCAGUAUUGAUUAGGCCUCUCUAUUAGAAUGGAGGGAGACGGUGUUUUAACCUUCGACCGGCUAAAUUAGUGGUGUAUGCAAGCUCUUAGGCGAGUUGCGGAUUACAUCCUAGGG